Molecule: messenger RNA, 738 nt
Organism: Monascus purpureus
Lineage: Eukaryota; Fungi; Ascomycota; Eurotiomycetes; Eurotiales; Aspergillaceae
Source: the annotation of a GenBank genome assembly
AUGAUGGAUCCGAAGUAUCGACAACGUAACCUACCCGGGGACAAACGCCUUCAACUGAUUCGGGAGGAAGACGCUGCUCCUCACGAGCCCCAAUAUGACCAUCACCGUAAGAUACAAGAUGAGCUUGAGAAGCAGAUUUACGAAAAACUCGGUGAACCUACUAGUAGUCGGCCGACGCAGGCAUCACAGCAGCCCCAGCAGCGGCAGAAGCAAUCUCCAACAAUCGCAGACCUCUGCCAGGAAUGCAACCUUCUCUUCUGCGACGUGCUGCACCAUGUAUCCAUUGUCGCUGAUGCAUUGAAAUCUCACCCGUCCUUCAACCAUAGAGGCUACAACCAUGAGGAUCUUAUAGAUGCGUAUUCUACGUUUCGGUACGUCUGUUCACGUCUAAAGGCUCAUGGCCGUGGGAAGAAUGCGUUGGAGGUACGUAUCCCCCGUGACGAUUCGGAGUUCUUCGUGAUGAAUCUUAGGAAGGCUUUGACUACUGUUAUUAAGGCUUUGGAGGAGGUCAAACCGGUCAUAACUAGACAUAUCGAAAAGAAAGUCGUCGCGGAAAAAACCACGUCCGAUGAUCCCCAGUAUACAAUGAGCCUGCUUGAUCAGUUAAAGAAUGAUCCCGAUCUGGCUUGGUUCGAGACCUUCCUGACGCAGGGGGCUAUGAGGUGUGUUUUGAGGGGGUUGGAAUUUUUCGGGGAGAUUUCGCAGGAUCUUGCUCCGCGGUUGAAGUGUGGGAGUUAA